AUGGUUGCCGGAUUCUGCCACAACACCACGCCAAUUUCUUUCUCCCUCUUUGUUCCCGAUGACCUCCACAAAAUUCUCUUUACCCUUCCUCUAUCAGCCUCCUUCCUCCACUGCAUCCAUCAUCGAUUUGUCAGUCCUAGUCGAUUGUCGUCUGUGGAUUUUAAAAGGGAUCCAUGGCCAAAGGUAAUUGUUGACCCUUUAUCUGCUGAGGAAGUGGCGGGAACUAAGCAUGGAUUUGAUUUAAAGGAUACAAGCAAGCAAGGAAAGACAAACAUUGCUGAGUUGAAAGCAGAAUUACAAAAGGUUGGUCAACAGAUCCCUGAUGCAGCACUUCAGAUACUUAUGGAUGCUGGAGAUGUUGACAAACAUGGGUACUUGAACUAUGAAGAAUUCGUUGUAACUAGAGAUGAUUUGUUGCACUUUGACUUUUAA
Lactuca virosa is the source of this 432-nucleotide messenger RNA. The record is from the annotation of a GenBank genome assembly. Lineage: Eukaryota; Viridiplantae; Streptophyta; Magnoliopsida; Asterales; Asteraceae.